Messenger RNA from Cuscuta campestris, 2106 nucleotides. Lineage: Eukaryota; Viridiplantae; Streptophyta; Magnoliopsida; Solanales; Convolvulaceae. The record is from the annotation of a GenBank genome assembly.
GAUUAUAGCUCGAUCUCCUUCAACAAAAGCUGCUCUCUGUGAAAUCAUCCGCCGUCAUUUUGCAAGGAAUUAAGUAGAAUUCUUCUCCCUCUGCCUGUAAAUGGACCCUCUCCGGCAUUUGCUUUUCUGCCUGCUGCUGUGAUGAUGAGCUGAUUCCUUGCAGAAGAAGCUCGGUUGAGAUUUGAAUGCUGAAAUGCUAGUAAAAUGAAGUUUUUUUUUUGGUUAAUUAAUCAAAAGUGAUAUGAUUUGGCAAGUGGAAAUUUCAGUUUCAUGGGUUUGAUUUUUUGUUCAGAUUAUAAAUUUUGUGUUUAAUUUGAGUAAGGAUUUUUGUUUAUUUGAGCUGCUAGUAGUGUAGUAGUUACGGAGAUUUUCUGGUAUGGAUGCAAAAGGAAGAAGCUACUCGUGGAAACUGGGUUCAAUUGUGAGCUGGAAGAAGAAAGCUUGAUUCCCAAGUUUUCUGGUUAAAAGGCACAUGCUUUGCUUCUUUAGUUAAUCGAGGGAUUUAAAGCACAAUCUUCUUAUAGCAUAUCUGUUUGAAAUGCUUAUCUUGUUAAAUGUCAGCAGGGGGGGAUUACUUCGUUCCUAAAGCUGUCAUUCGGAAAGGAAGAUGGCGGCUGAGCUUGUUAAAGCUGCAACAUGUGAAAAACUCGCGGAAACAGAUUGGAUGAAAAACAUCCAAAUCUGUGAGUUAGUUGCAUCUGAUCACAGUCAAGCUAAAGAUGUCACCAAAGCGAUAAAGAAGCGCCUUGGGAAAAAGAACCCAACUAUUCAAUUGUUGGCGGUGACAUUGCUGGAGAUGUUAAUGAACAAUAUUGGAGAUCCUAUUCACAAGCAGGUUAUAGAUACAGAAAUUCUCCCAAUUCUUGUGAAAAUAGUAAAGAAAAAGUCUGAUGAACCUGUGAGAGAGAAGACAUUUCUACUUCUAGAUGCUGCACAGACUUCUGUUGGUGGGGCUUCUGGGAGAUUCCCUCAGUACCAUGCUGCAUACUAUGAGUUGGUGAAUGCUGGAGUGAAGUUUCCUCAAAGACCAAAUACUAUUCCGAAAGAGCACCGCCCAUCAUCCGAGGAGAUCAAGAUUAAACCUAUUGAGAGUAAACCACCUCAGCCCGCAAACCAUGUGCCAAAAGAAGAGCCUAAGAAGGUUUCUGAUCUGAGUGUUCUGCAGAAGGCCAGUGCAGUAAUGGAAGUCUUAAGGGAUGUUCUUGAUGCUGUUGAAACUCAACAUCCUGAGGCAGCAAAGGAUGAGUUCACACUUGAUCUUGUCGAGCAAUGUUCGUUUCAGAAGCACAGAAUUAUGCAUCUUGCAAUGACUUCUAGGGAGGAAACGAUUAUUUCCAAAGCAGUUGAGCUGAAUGAACAACUUGAUAUUGUUCUCAAAAGGCAUGAUGCCCUUGUAGCCGUUCGUCCAGCCCAGAUUUCAACUCUUGUACACAAUGAACAAGGGGAAGAUGAGGAGGCUGAGCAGCUUUUCCGAAGAAUGAGGAAAGGAAAAGCUCCUCUUCAACCUGAAAAAAAAGAACAGCGGUUGGGAUUGCUGGGAUCAACCAUUCCAGGAAAUAUGCUUCACCGCCCACUCAUAAGACCAAUAGUGUCUCUAGAGCAGAAGCAGCAGGACCGUAAUCCGGGGAAAUCGGUAGCGGCUGCCGCCGCGAUUCCACCCCCACCGGCAAAAUAUGCAGAGAGGGAAAAGUUCUUUCAGGAAAACAAACCAGGCAGUCCUGCAUUAUCUGGUCACAUCAGUCGCCUCUCCUUACAUAGUCGCAAUCCCAGCAGCUCCCACAGCGGCAGCAUGGAAUUUAGCGACGACUGAGAAAUGUUGAACUCUUUUUUGCUGGAAUCAGAUCAUGGGUUUGUGUGUAUAUUGUGGUUAAUUGUGAUUUCGGAUGGUUGGAAAUGAGAAUUGGAUGUUUAAAAAACUCUAGUUUCUUUUCUUAUUUUGUUCAUAAAUUUGUUGUAUUGGACCAAUUCAAUAUGAAUGUCAUGAAAACCUUUCCUAGAUAUGGUGACUUGUGGUGGAUGCAGUUUCCGUUGAGGUUAGUUCUUCUCUUAUUGUUUACUAACACAACAGUCCCCUUUUGCAUGGCGCAAUAAUACUCUUCCCAUCCU